Messenger RNA from Achroia grisella, 2156 nucleotides. RefSeq names its product F-box only protein 42 (gene Fbxo42). The record is from RefSeq and is a predicted model, not a curated record. NCBI's taxonomy places the organism in Eukaryota, Metazoa, Arthropoda, Insecta, Lepidoptera, Pyralidae. The transcript has 3 exons. Bases 127 to 1974 code for a protein of 615 amino acids. Gene Ontology annotation, molecular function: protein binding.
UGUCAAUCUAGUAAAUGUAAAAUUGAAUGUUUAUUCGAUGCAAUAGAUUUUCACUAAUUUCUGUUUUUUUAUAUUUUCACAUACUUAUAAAAAUGAUAUUUUUUGGAUUAUAAUAGGUAUAAAAACAUGGAAGUUAUACAUAGAUCUCUACGUCAACAAACUCUGCGUAGUAGUAUUGAGGACCUUCCAGAUGAAGUAUUGGAAUUUAUAUUGGGUUUUUUGCCUCCUUACAAAGAUCUGCAAAAUUGUAUGACUGUUUGUAAGAGAUGGUAUAAUUGUGCUCACAAUGUUUUACGAAAGACAUCCAUGAAACUAAUCAAAGCAGUCGGAGAAUUCAAUAUAUUAUGGACAAACAUUGCACCAAUUGAUAUGGGACCUACAAUAACAAAAAGAUUUUCACAUUCAGCAUGCAUACUUGAAAACAAUAUGUACAUAUUUGGAGGAUGCACUACUAAUGCUACAUCAUUUAAUGAUCUAUGGCGCUUUGAUCUGUCUAUGCGACAAUGGGUAAGGCCAUUGGCGACAGGCACAUAUCCUGUACCAAAAGCAUAUACUUCUAUGGUACAUUAUAAAGACUGUCUGAUAGUGUUUGGAGGAUGGACUUACCCUUCACUAUCACAGUAUUAUCAAAAUGUAACUAUGUUUAAUGAAAUACACUUUUAUUGUGUUAAUACUAAUAGAUGGAUACUGAUUAAUUCCAUAAAUAGUCCACCUCCAAUGGCCGGACAUUCAGCGUGCAUGAAAGGAGAUGAGAUGAUAGUAUUUGGUGGAUUAGUAAUGACAGUAGCCCAAAACUAUCAAAUACAAUGUUCGAAUGAUGUUUGGGUACUUGACAUACCCACUCUUACUUGGAGAAAGCAGCCAACAACUAAACCCAGACCAUCACCAAGGUAUGCACAAUCAUUAAUACGAUUAGAUUCUGAAAGAUUAAUGUUAUUGGGAGGUGUGCAGACUUUACACAACCGGUUCGUUUAUAGUGACUGUUGGAUUUUAACAAUGAAAGGACCUACAUGGACUUGGAAGGAACUGGCGGUGAAAAAUAAAGAAUGGGCCGCUGCUAAUAUAUGGUGUAACCCGGCAUGUAGGGUUGGUGAUAAAGUUGUUAGCUUGAGUAGAAGUAGAAAUGGAUGGAAUUGUGCCAAACCAUUAGUCACUUCAGCAGUUCGUUUAUCAGCUUUAAGUAGACCAGAAGGUGCUCCUGUAUCUGUUAGAGUGGAACAAAGCUUACAAAGGCCAUUAGAUAGAGAUCAAAAUAUAAAUGGAAGAAGAGGUGUUUUACCUAGACAAGCUUUAGCACGGCAGGUACAGGAAAAUAAUUCUAAUGAACCGGUUGCAGGUCCAAGUAAUGAGCAAUCUAGAAAUCAAAAUUUAGCCACAUCUGAUGAAAAUGCUAGCUGUGAAGCCAACAAUGUUCCUGGACCUAGCUCUGAAAAUAAACAAAUAGGUAAUGUUGCUGAUUUGACAAAGAGAGAUACACCUUUGAGAAGAAAUAAAAAUAAGAAUAAAGGUAUGAAAAUUGUGCGACAAUUGCAAGAAGCCAAUAAAUACCGGAUGGCAGCAUUUGCUUGCGACUCAUCUCUGAAUAAUACAUCGCCUGAAAAUGAUCUCAUUAAUCAAAGACAAAUUGCUCAUUUAGAAAAUAGGAGGGAGCCCCUGCCCCCUCCACCAAAUCCUCAACAAAGGCAACCAGCAGUAAAGAAAAUUAAAAGAAAUACAUUAACUAUGCAUGUUUUGGAUAUUUCAAGUGUUAUAGAUGGAAACUCUCUAAAUUAUGUGUCUUGGUUAUGUCCUCGUUUAGGAGAAAUGAAUGGUGCUCCAGAAGAACUAGUUAUGUAUUCCUUAGUAAAAGGAAAUGGGGAAUUGAUUAUGUUUGGAGGUGUUCAUAAUGAUAUUAGUGUAUUAAAUUAUAAUGAACAUCAAAAUAUGUACUCCAAUUCACUUCACUUCAUUACACCUCCGCGAGAUGUAAUAUAAUGGAAAUUCUGACUUAUAAUCUCAAUAACUAAUCAAAUGCAUCUAACACUGUUUAUGGUGUGUAUUACUAAAUGUGAUUUAUGUAAAUAUAUGCUUAAUCCACCAUAAAAAUAUUAAACAGAUAGGGGACUUUUCAAAUCUAUUAGCUAUCUUCACGUCAGAACCCUACAGGGUAGUCGAAA